AUGAAUCGUGCAUUUUGUUUUCCUUCAAGUCGGCGUCGAGGUGCUGCUUGUAAGGGCCGGGGACCAAAAGCCAGAAAUAAAAAUAAGGCUCUUGCAAUUGACGGACUUAACCUGUUACAUAAACAAACUGUGUUAUCAACUUCAUCAGCUGCUUCCAGUGAGAACAGUGUAAGUUGUAAUGACCGUUCAAUGACUUCCUUUUCUGAUGCCUAUUUUAAAUCUGGCUCUCAACCUCAUACAAUUGCUGCCCUUGAAGUACCUCCUGUAGUGCAACGAUUCUUUGACACUAUCAAGCAGCGCUACACUGAAUUUUUAAAUUAUAUGAAAACGCCCCAAUAUAAAACCUCUAUUGAACAACAAAUAGAAGUUGAACAGAAAAGAAAAUCAUCUCUAGAAAAUGAAGUACAAAAAUUGGAAAAACAAAUUUCUCAUUUACGCAAAGCCAGUUUACAACAGCUCAAAAAUCGUCUGGGUGAAGCGUAG
Messenger RNA from Acanthosepion pharaonis, 483 nucleotides. The record is from the annotation of a GenBank genome assembly. NCBI's taxonomy places the organism in Eukaryota, Metazoa, Mollusca, Cephalopoda, Sepiida, Sepiidae.